Molecule: messenger RNA, 2346 nt
Organism: Effrenium voratum
Lineage: Eukaryota; Dinophyceae; Suessiales; Symbiodiniaceae
Source: the annotation of a GenBank genome assembly
AGGAAACAUUGUGGCUCACAUGGCCUGCCAUGGACCGGCGGCUGAAAAGAAAAGCCAGUGACAGGAGGCAAUGCCUGAAGGCAAGGGAGGGCGGAAGGGGAGGCGCAACCAAGCCAGCGGCAAGGGGCAGCAGACCAAUGCUGCAGGUCCUGCAUCUGACGCCGCUGAGAGCCAGCGUCUGCGCAAGGAGCAGCAACAAGUGCUGGAGGAACUCGCUCAGACCGAAAAGGAGGAAGGCUUCGAAUCUGCUGCGGCCUUGCUGGAGCGCAGGGCUGCCAACUUGGCUCCAGGCCCCCUGGCGCGAGCGCACUUGGAGCUGGCCGAGCGCGCCAAGAGAGUCUCCAGUCUUCAGCAGGUGAAGUACCACAUGGGCCAAGCCCUAAAGGCACAACCUCGGGCUUCGCAGGUUUGGCUGGAUAUUUGCCGCACGCUGGAGGAGUUGGGUGAGCUGGAACAGUGCCGCUAUCUUCUGGAGCGAGCACUGGAGAGCUGCACUCCCACUGACCAGCUGGCGCUGAGACUGGUGCGAGUGCUGGAGCGACUCGGUGACUUGGAGGCCAUGCGCGCAUUGGUUGGCACAAUGCGAUCAGACCUUGACAAGUCGCACAAGGUUCUGAUCGAAGCUGUGCAUGCCGAGGUUCGCAUGGGCAACGGUGAAGUGGCACGGUCCAUUCUGCAAAGCAUUUUGAAGCGCAUGCCACAGCAGGGCCCCAUCUACUGCGAGGCGUGCCGUGUGGAGAGUAUCCUCGGCCACUGGCAGGAAGCGCUUGAGACGGCGGAGCAAGGUGUACAGAUUUGCCCCAAGUAUGGCCCACUUUGGUUCGUUCUGCUUCGCCAAGCUGAGAAGCUUUAUGGAGCUGCGGCUGUAAAGGAGUAUGCGCCCAACGCCAUUGCCAGCAUAUGCAGCGAGCUGCACUGGAAGAUCUAUUUCGAGGUGGCCACGGCAUGCAGCAGAGAAGGGGCCCUGCCACAGUGCCGGCAAAGCAUCGGACGAGCUGCGUUGCAGUGCCCCAGGCACCUGCGCUGGAAGGUGUGGCUGUUGGCCGCCAGGGCGGAGCUCUGGGACGGAUCCGCCGAUGCCUGUAGAAGGCUGCUGGCGCAGGCAAGGAUGGACGCACCCAGCCGAAUGCAGGUGGCCGUUUGCAUCGAGCGUGCUCGCACCGAGGAGUUCCUUGGCAACCUCACGGGUACGCGGGUUGCCUUUGGGGAAGCCCACAAUUGCGAAGGCCACGACUGGAAGGUGUUUCUGGAGCACAUCUUUAUGGAGGCGCGACAGGGCUGCCUCCAGGCAGCGGUGAGCACGGCCAUGUGUGCGCUAGAGCUGCACCCAGCCACGGGCCGCCUGUGGUCAGCGCUUGUAGCGCUGCAUCAUUCGGGCGAAGGGGCGAGUGCAGCUUUGGAGACCUUCAAGAAAGCAGCCCAGGAGGUGGCGAAAAGCGGCGAGGUUUGGUGUGAAGGUGCGCGAAUCUUCAUGAAUCCGCUGGGGCCACACUUCAACCUGCAGCGCGCGGGCAAGUGCUUGGAGUUUGCCGUGCACCUGACUCCUCAGUAUGGCGAUUCCUUUUUGGAGCUCUUCCGACUUCGCUUUCUGUUGGAGCUCAGGUCUUGGAUCCGGGCCGAGCCGCUCAUGCUUGGCCUGGGCACACCAGGAGCUUGGGAUGCAAGGCGAUACGCCGUCUUGGCCCUGGUGCUGCACAGGAUUUGCCAUCGAGCGGCGCAGGCCUUGAGGUGCCGAAAUUUUCCACUCACCGUCCAGCGAGGGCAGGACGAGUUCCAGACUGCCCAGGACCUGACUACGGAGGGCGCGCCUCCGGUGGCUUUGAAUCGCUUGGAGAUCUUGUGCUCCUAUGCCGAUCCGAACUAUGGCUUCUUGUGGUUUUGGUGUCGCAGCAGCUCUCUGAGUACUCCGCGGGAGGUAAUGGAGAGAAUGGCGGAGGAAAUCCUGCGAGAUUUUCUGCGUGGGUCUUUGCGCGUCUACGUGUGGGCACUGGUGUGCCAAAUUGCAGGUGCUGAUGCAGAGACAGCUCAGCAGCUGCGGCAGGAGGCAUUGCAAGAGGAUCUGGAAUAUUUUGAGGAGGACGAGCGGGCCGACAUGGAGGACAGCCCAGCAGCGCCCCACACGAGGCGUGCGCCAGUGGAGGCAGACUUUGCCCUGGGCAGCAUGCGGCUUUCCAGCUGCUUCCUGCAGAGUGUGACGUGCUUGAGUAGCUCGGAGCGGCGGCGCCUGAUCUUUGGGUCGGAUAUUCUUUCCAGCUGAGCUGCGGCAUUUCCCGUGGUGGACACCUGGCUCAGUGUCGGCCGGGCCUGGCCAGUCGAUUCAUUUAGAUCACGACCUUCGAUAAACGA